Acanthaster planci (crown-of-thorns starfish) is the source of this 3338-nucleotide messenger RNA. It is a transcript of the gene tiprl, whose product is annotated as TOR signaling pathway regulator. The record is from RefSeq and is a predicted model, not a curated record. Gene Ontology annotation, biological process: TOR signaling. Gene Ontology annotation, cellular component: cytosol. Lineage: Eukaryota; Metazoa; Echinodermata; Asteroidea; Valvatida; Acanthasteridae.
CUCCGCCCACUGUUUUCUCUUUGGAUGUUAUAUAGCGCCCUCUAUUGUUGAAAGUUUACGACGAGCACUACACUUUGAGUAGCAUUCUCCUCGUAGAAUUCUUUCUCAUUUUCGAACCCUGGUGGACAGUACUGAAAUUUGUGGAUUUGGCGUUCGUGUUGCUGAGCUUUUGCGGCUGUCAAUUCUUUCCAAAGAAUACCUCAAAAAUAGAAUUCAAGGCAACAGAGAGGGGAAAUUGCAAUUAUGUCAGAGGUCAAGGAUGUGGCUACAUCAGUUCGAUCGCCUCGGACAGAAGUCUUCAAUUUUGGACCAUGGGCUAUCACAUCAACGAAGGGACACAUAUUGAAAUCUUUGCAACUGGAGAGGUAUCAUCAAGAACUGGAACUGCCUCAGUUGCCCGAGAUGAUCUUUGGAGACAAUGUGCUGAGGAUCAUGAACGUUGGUGGUUAUGGCAUUGAGUUCAAUGCAUUCGACUCCUUGAAACGUGUUGACGCUCACAAUGACCCCAUCAAAGUUGCCGCCGCACAGAAGUGGCAAGAGGCAAGAAGCGACUGCGAGUUCAUCAAGAAGGUUGUCAAGCCCUUUGACUGGACUUUCACCACGGACUACAAGGGAACUCUCCUUGGAGACUUACAGGAAUCCUCAACAGAUCAAAGGAUAAACAUGGAGAAGCUGAAAGUGCGAGAGAAGAUCCACUUCUACGAGGAGAUGACCCUGUUUGAAGAUGAGCUCGCUGACAAUGGCUGUGCAUCGCUCAUAGUGAAAAUGAGAGUUAUGCAGUCCUGUUUCUUCAUUUUGCUGAGGUUCUUUCUUCGCGUGGAUGAUGUUCUGAUCAGGAUCAACGAUACCAGAAUCUACCAUGAGGCUGGGGCAAGUUACAUCCUUCGGGAGUUCACUUCAAGAGAAAAGAGCAUAUCGGACCUGAAAGUUGAACCGUCGCUUUACACGAACCCAACCGAGAUAGCUGAACACCUGAAUGUCACAGUUGAACAGUUUGACCGAAUAGACUUCCCGGCAAUCGACAGUGAAAUGACGUGACAAACGAAAUUAGUGAUUCCUCUCCAGAUUUUUGUGGAUUCUCAUAGAAGUUUUUAGAUUUCAGAAAUUAUGUGCCACGGGAGAAGGCAGCGUAACUGCAUCAAGCACAGGUUGUUGAGGGCGCUUCACUUUACUCGCAGUCAGAGCUGCCCAUGGUGUCAUUGUGUCCGAUGCGAGCUAGAUGCUUAUUGAUCUGCAGAAAUUUAAUGCCUGCUUAAUGUGAUAACCUGUGAAUGUUGUCAUAGCAUACACUUUCCAUUUUUUUUUAAACGUUAAUGGCGCAUUUGUCAUAUUGGCUUUUGGCGCAGGAAUAUCUGAGGCAGUUGGAUAAUUUUACACUCUUCAAAUUAAUAAUGGAGAAGGCAUUCUGGAAAAAGGCACAGUGUGUUGAAAUUAAACCCAUAAUGACCAGACUUACGACUUAUUUUGUCACCGAUGUGUGUAUAUGAGAUAUUAGAGUGCAUAUAUUAGACGCUUCUCUUUUUCUGUUGAUUUUAGACUUUGUGAAUGUCUUACAAACCAUGCAACACUGUCUUGAAUACCCAUGGACAAUGAACUAUCAGACUGAAUUCAAGAAUGUGUCAUAUGUCAUGUCUAAUAAAAUAUCAAUUCCGACAAAGUUUGGCGGUUACUUGGGAUCAUUUUUAUUCAAUACAUUCAUUCACAGUCUAGCCGUAUGUUUGGCAGGUGGCAUCUGGUCACGUCGAGUUGCAUGACAUUCCUCUCUCCCUAGGCAUUUGUUGAGGUAGCUGCUUAGAUUUGCCAAAAUAUAAAUAGUAAACGAAGUAAUGGAAAAGUGAGAAACAGCACUUCAACAACUUUGAGACUUGCAAGGCCCAAAGCAACAGUAGCCAGUGGAAAUAAACCAAAUGCUGAAAAUGCAGGUGCUUGGCUGUACAAAAAGUAAAUGCAAGGAACGUCAAGCAGACAUUUUCACUAAAUAAUGCUAGAUUUGUUUUAUAGGAAGUACAGCUCAUUUUGCGUAUGUUUUUAACAUUGCCAUGCAACAGAAUCGCGUCCAAUUGAUUGAUUUUUUUAUGUAUAUACAAAUGUGCAUUAUGUUCAAACAACUAAAAUAAAGUUAUAAAUUACAGGUUUGGGAUAUUAAAAGGGUAAUGUUUACAGCAAAAUAUGACGGGCUAUUCUCUCCACUGACUGAAUUAAAAAAGUAGGGCAAUCUAAGGACUAAAAUAGCUACAAAAAUUUGGAAGAGGGCCAUAAACUGGGUUUAUUAAAUGCAUUACUUGCUAGAAGUUAUUUACACUAUUUACUCCGAUACCAAAAAUUCCAUAUCAAUUAGUCUAACUGGGGGUAUUUCAUUUGAUUUUGUCAUAUAUGAGUUGGUCUAUCAGAUAUUUUUUGACAAAAUUACUUUCUGAGCCCUUUAACAUCUAAAUUUUAAUAAUUGCAUAAUUUGGAAAGCUUGAAUUAAAUUUAAAAAUAAGUAUUAUUCGCAAUAUUAAACUUCCCCUGAAAAGAUUGAUCGCAAUAUCAUUGUUGGUCCCAAUUUAUCGUUUAUUUUAUCAAUCACUAUUUUCUUUCUGCCAGUGUCAUGUGACUAGAUGUUAGAUUGGGCCAGACCUGGACUUCAUACUGAUUUGACGCCUAGCAAAUCUGAUUGCUUAAAAAGCUGUGAGCUGAAUGGUAAUUGCGCCAUAUAAUGGCAAAUGUUUCAUGGCAAAUGAAGUAUAAACAGUCAACAGAAAGCAAUCUGUCAAUAAUACUGCAAAAACUGGAAGAGUCUGUUGGAAUUAAAAAAAACGAAUCUUAUCAGAAGGUAUUUGACAAGGUUAUUUUGCGUCAUUUUGCAGUAUGAAUUGCUUUUAAUGACUGUGAUAAUAGAUUUUUUUGAUGUCAUAUUUUCUAUCGAUUGUAAAGAGUUUUUGUAGUCAUUGCACUUUUGUUCAAUAUUCAUGGGAUUCAGUGUUUAUUUUUUACAUUCUUAAUGUUGUUUCAGAUAGCUGUGAGAACAACACAUGGAAGAGUGUACAGAUUCGGAUAAAUGACAGAUAAACUUGGAAAAUGGGAAAUGUGGAAACUGUUCACAUUGAAACAUUCUCAAGCAAUUUUCUUAAAAAUAGCACCCUCCUGAAUCGUUUUUAAUGUGCAUUUCACAGCAAAAAUUUGUUUUCCUCUAGCCAAUGACUGGUAAUACGUAGUCUAUCACAGGAGAUGUCUGUGUCCAUCUGUGAAAAACAUCCGCUAUGUUUCAAAACGUCUUCCAGAAACGAGAACCUUUUGCAUUACUUCAAGCCAACGCAAGCUUCCUAUCUCUGCAGGUUGCUAAAAAAACUCUGAGA